Molecule: messenger RNA, 1830 nt
Organism: Tremella mesenterica DSM 1558
Lineage: Eukaryota; Fungi; Basidiomycota; Tremellomycetes; Tremellales; Tremellaceae
Exons: 5
Coding region: 1-1830 (609 amino acids)
Source: RefSeq, a predicted model, not a curated record
AUGGCCCCUCCUACUCCCACCUCUAACCCUUUCGCCGCCAUGAGGAACUUUGGUGGUAUGGUGUCGUCUGCUCUUUCCUUCGGCGACAGAUCUCGCCAAGUCUCCUCCCUCGGCCUCGGCACCCUCUCUUUGGGGGAGCCGUCUGGCGAUGUCCCGCCUCCUCGCUCCGCUUCUCCUCCCGCCGGUCCUCCCGCUGGUUCUCCCUCUGCUUCUCCUCCUCCUGGUUCUCGCUCUGCUUCCCCUCCUGCCGGUUCUCGCUCUGCUUCCCCUCCUGCCGGUUCUCGCUCCGCUUCUCCUCCUGCUGGUUCCCGCUCGGCUUCUCCUCCUGCCGCCACCCCUCGCCGCAUGACGCCCGCCUUUCGUCGUGGAGAAUCCCCGUCCUCCUCCGACCAGGAGCCGCUCAGUGGUUCAGAGUCGGACGAUCAGUCAGACUCCGAAGGAAAUGGGGGUGAUGAUGAUGAUGAGGAUGAUAGAAUCGUGUCGGAGGGUGAGACCGAGUUAGAGGAACACUCGGAUGAUGAUAUGGUGGCGGUUAGUGUAGAGGACAACGAUGGUGAUAGUCCCGAGUUCGUUCGCGUUUCCCCCCCUGCCCAAAUCGUGGGCCAGAAACGACCUCGUGCCCUCUCCUCCUCUUCCUCUUCUUCUUCUUCUUCUUCUUCUUCCGGGGUUCUCCCCCCCGCCAACGCCAUCGCCGCCGCUGCCUCUGCUGCUGCUCGCCGCCCUGUUGCCGCUGCUCGUCCCGCCGUCGUUCCCCGUCCCGCUGUCGCCGCCGCCGCCGCCGCUGCUGCUCCCCCCUCUUCUCCCCGAGGGGAGCCUUCGCCCAAACGGGCGAAGAGGUCAUUGCAUGAAGAAGAGUAUUUGUGGAAGAAGUUGGAGUCUGAGCCUGGUCGUUGGGUUGCGGUUGGUGUCGAUGAGGCGUGCGAUCGUUGCAGACGUGAGAUCAUCACGUAUAAUCGUCCGAACUGGCCCUGCCUCAAGGCAGUCCGGCCACACAACAAGGCCCUCCGUUGUGCUUCAUGCACAUCUGGUCCCUGCUCCUUCUGUCCCGUCUCCUCUGCUCGGGACAUCCCCCCCCGUCCCUCCGACUCUUCGCCUUUCCCCCCUCCUCAGACUCCAGCGUCUGUCCCCCGGUCGCGGGUACCUCCUUCGUCUCUCCGGUCGGUUCGUCGUACUUCGCCGGACCUCCGCCCGUCGCCUCCGUCGCCGUCGCCCUUCGCUCCUGUGGCCGGCCCAUCACGUCUCCCGGCUGUUCCUCCUUCGUCUUCUCGCCGUCCUUCGGCCUCUCGUCCUUCGGCGCCACGUCCGUCCUCUCCAGUGGUAGCUUCUCCUCCGGCUCACAGCACCCGAAGUCGGCGUCCUUCUGUUCCUCCGGCCACUUCGGCGGCCCCUCCCGUCACCCCUCCCUCUGCUUCCCAGAAGACACCGAAGUCUUCUUUAAAGAAAUCAAAAGGGAAAUCUAAAGAGAAGGAGGUUGCCUUCAAUGAUGGUGAUGUGGAAGGUGAAGAUACUCAGCGUGCUGGUCCCUCUGCUCCCCGGUUGUCCCUCGUCCACCCUCGUAUCUCCCUGGACGUCCGUAUUCCUGAGGACGAAAAGGAAUUCGCCACUUAUCGUUCUCUCGUCCUCGGUCUCACUACUCAGCUCGAGGCCGCCCGAAAUGAUACAUCUCUCCUGCUUGACUUCUCUUCUCGUCAAGCUAACGCUUUAAACAAUCUCACUGCGGCGUUAGUAGAUGUAGUCAACACUGGGGCUCUGGACGACGGAGCAAGGACGAGCCGAUGUUCGCCGAAGACUGUUCGACACCCCCUUCCUAGUCACUCCUAUGGCGUAUGA